This is a messenger RNA of Homalodisca vitripennis (glassy-winged sharpshooter), 692 nucleotides long. RefSeq names its product brain protein I3. Bases 138 to 476 code for a protein of 112 amino acids. The transcript is spliced from 3 exons. Lineage: Eukaryota; Metazoa; Arthropoda; Insecta; Hemiptera; Cicadellidae. The record is from RefSeq and is a predicted model, not a curated record.
AAUGUAAGAAAUAAUAAAGUGGCAAGUUGUCAUCUGCGGUGUUUUUGAUUCCAGAGUGAUUCAUUUAUGUGAACUGUUAUCUCUUUAUUGAAGUUUAGAAGUAGUCAAAUAAAUUUAGGCUCUUUCAGUCAACAAAAAUGUCUAUGCCUAAAGAGGUCCACACACAACCGCCACCUCCUUAUACACCAAGUUAUCCACCAAAUUAUGCAUUCAAUCCAAAUAAUCCAAUGCCACCCCAAAUGCAGCAACCCCAAUAUCCUGCACCUCCCAACUAUGGAGCCACGACAGUUGUCAUCACUCAGCCCAAUGAUAUAAUCAUUGUCGGAGGGUGUCCAGCUUGUCGGGUCGGUGUGUUGGAAGAUGACUUCACCUGUCUCGGAAUAUGCUGUGCUAUUUUUUUCUUCCCAAUUGGCAUUCUGUGUUGUCUUGCUCUCAAGGACAAGCGCUGCACCAACUGCGGAGCGUACUUCGGUUAAACUGAGACACGGCCGAUUACACCUCUCAGGGGCUUCCCAUAGGAUCUGUAGUCUUUAGUCUGUGUAUCUUGUGCCUUAACUUCUUUUAUACAAAUGAUUCCAUUUGGAGAAAAAUCAUUCCUAGGCUAUUCAGUGCAUGCUCAUGCAACAUUUACUUAAUGGUUUCUGACUAUAUUUUUUAGGGUUUUUAAUAAUAAGCUGGAGAUUUUACAAAGA